This is a messenger RNA of Cebus imitator (Panamanian white-faced capuchin), 1342 nucleotides long. RefSeq names its product nudix hydrolase 22 (gene NUDT22). The coding region runs from base 402 to 1313 and encodes 303 amino acids. NCBI's taxonomy places the organism in Eukaryota, Metazoa, Chordata, Mammalia, Primates, Cebidae. The record is from RefSeq and is a predicted model, not a curated record. Gene Ontology annotation, molecular function: GDP-mannose hydrolase activity. The transcript is spliced from 6 exons.
UCUCAGGAAGUGAGCGCUGGAUGGGGGUAUACGGCUCAUUAAAUUCACACCCCCACCCCCACCCCCACGUCCCAGGUGUAGAGAGGAAAACUACGGCCCAGAAAGCCAGACUUGCCCAAGGUCACACCAUCAGCCAGGAGCGCAGGGAGGCCGAGCCCCGCAUUCCAGCUCGCGGGUGCGUCCCACAGGGUGGUCUGGGAGGCGGGGCCAACGUGCAGACGGACAGGGCGGAAGCGUCUGGGCAGCAGCGGCUGGGCAACCGGGACUAAUCACCAGGCUCCGCGACCGCGGCGGAGCGGGCGGCGGACCCGCCAAUAAAAAGCCGCGGGGGAAGUGGGCGGGCACUUCCGCUUCGGGGGAAGGGGCCGAGCCUGCGGGACCCUGCGGCCGAGCUGCCUCCCAUGGACCCUGAGGUGACCCUGCUGCUGCAGUGCCCUGCGGGGGGCCUGCCCCAGGAGCAGGUCCAGGCUGAGCUGAGCCCCGCCUAUGACCGUCGCCCACUGCCAGGUGGGGAUGAGGCCAUCACUGCCAUCUGGGAGACCCGGCUAAAGGCCCAACCCUGGCUCUUCGACGCACCCAAGUUUCGCCUGCACUCAGCCACCCUGGCGCCCACUGGCUCUCGGGGGCCACAGCUGCUCCUACACCUGGGUCUUACUUCCUACCGGGACUUCCUGGGUACCAACUGGUCCAGCUCAGCUGCCUGGUUGCGACAGCAGGGGGCCGCGGACUGCAGUGACACGCAGGCCUAUCUGGCGGACCCACUGGGGGUGGGCGCUGCACUGUCCACGGCUGAUGACUUCCUUGUCUUCCUGCGCCGCUCCUGGCAGGUGGCUGAGGCCACUGGGCUGGUGGACGUGCCUGGUGGGCACCCUGAGCCUCAGGCCCUGUGCCCUGGUGACAGCCCCCAGCACCAGGACCUUGCUGGGGAGUUGGUGGUACGUGAGUUCUUUUCCAGUGUCCUUCAGGAGAUCUGUGAUGAGGUGAACCUGCCGCUGCUCACCCUGAGCCAGCCCCUGCUGUUGGGAAUCGCCCGAAACGAGACCAGUGCUGGCCGAGCGAGUGCCGAGUUCUAUGUCCAGUGCAGCCUGACUUCUGAGCAGGUGAGGAAGCACUACCUGAGUGGAGGUCCCGAGGCCCACGAGUCUACAGGAAUCAUCUUUGUGGAGACACAGAACGUGCGGAGAUUGCAGGAGACGGAAAUGUGGGCUGAGCUCUGUCCCUCGGCCAAAGGCGCCAUUCUCCUCUACAACCGGGUUCAGGGAAGUCCCACCGGAGCAGCCCUAAGGUCCCCAGCCCUACUCCCACCAUUCUGAAGACAAUAAAGGACUUCAUUUUAUUGGCA